This is a messenger RNA of Carya illinoinensis, 1033 nucleotides long. RefSeq lists its product as uncharacterized. The record is from RefSeq and is a predicted model, not a curated record. The transcript has 2 exons. The coding region runs from base 91 to 747 and encodes 218 amino acids. NCBI's taxonomy places the organism in Eukaryota, Viridiplantae, Streptophyta, Magnoliopsida, Fagales, Juglandaceae.
UUUAUAUAAAUUCACACUUUCUUUUCCCAACACUACUUUCUUCUUCUUCUUCUUCUUCUUCUUCUUCACCUUUCCUCUCUACCCCAUAACAUGAAUGGCCACAGAUCAGAAGACAACUCCUUCUGCCAUUUCCAUCCCAAACAAGUGGUUAUUGGGGUCUGCCCCUUGUGCCUGAACGAGAGGCUCUUAAUCUUAGCCUCACACCAUGACCACUUUUCCUCCUCUAGAAGCAGCGCUCGUAGAGGCCAGACCUCCAAGCACAAAAAGCUACCCAUCACUCUUCCAAAGAUCUUUGCUCUCGGAGGCUCUUUGCUCAGUCGUCUCGAGUUCCGGCAUUGGAAAUAUCCGGGCUACUCAGAUCAUGAUAUUGCCUCCACCAGUCCAGAAGGAGCCUUUGAAGAAUCAUUUAUAUCAAUCAAAUUUGGAGACAACGGCGUAGCUUCUUGGGAGAAGAACACAGUGUCCAAGGUAUCCCUAGAGAACUGCAACAUGUCCUGGAAUAACAGCUUGACCCAAGAAUUGACUAAAGAAGCCAAGGAGACAAAGGAGAACAAGACUGUAAUAGAGCAUGGGAAACUGCGUGCAUCGCUUAGGUGGCGGAAGCGGAUUGGGCACCUGUUCCAGGUCAUGAGAUGGAAGAGGUCCAACAAGGGUAAUGUGAGCCAUGUGAGCAGCAAGGUUGAGGGAGUCAAGGUGAGGAAAGGUUGGAUAAGGACUCUGACAAAGAGAAAGACCACAAUGGAAUAAUUUAAAGUUGGAUACAAAAGUGAUGACACAAGUCCAUAAAUCUUUUCACUCUUCCAUAUAUACCAAUUUAAUGGGGUUGGGGCUCAACAGUGUGACUGUAAAGUAUAUAUUAUAGAGAUGGUAAAGUCAAAUAUAGCUUUAUCACUCUCAAAAAUGUGCUUUAUUUGCUUUGAAAUCUUUGGGUUCUUGUACUUUCCCACUUUCUCUUUUUCCAAAUUUUUUAUGCAUAUAUACAUGCAGUCUGUAAUGGAAAUGUUGCUAGCUGAAAUGUGCUUUGGUUUCAAAA